Messenger RNA from Salvelinus namaycush (lake trout), 1958 nucleotides. Its product is annotated as sorting nexin-9-like. Bases 318 to 1958 code for a protein of 546 amino acids. Gene Ontology annotation, cellular component: plasma membrane; cytoplasmic vesicle. The record is from RefSeq and is a predicted model, not a curated record. Gene Ontology annotation, molecular function: phosphatidylinositol binding; protein binding. Gene Ontology annotation, biological process: endocytosis; endosomal transport; mitotic cell cycle. NCBI's taxonomy places the organism in Eukaryota, Metazoa, Chordata, Actinopteri, Salmoniformes, Salmonidae. The transcript has 18 exons.
UCCACACCCCUGUUACUUGUUCUAAUUUUCUGCUUGGAGGAAGUGGCCCCUUUCGCUCUUUACCGCGGGGAUACAAAAUAACUAACACACUAUUCUGUUGUGGGGAAAUUAGGCAAUUGUCGUCCCAGAAGAUUGAGAAAUCGUUUCUACAGAAUAGCACGUUGUGACAACAUAGUUGUAAGAAGAUACGCCAGAGUGGCUCGUUUUGAGACGGAGUAGCCUAGCCUCGUCUGCUUUGUUUACACGGGGAUUGUUUUGAUGCGGGGCUUUUUCACGGUGACGUUUUUGCGUGGAAAACGACUAUAAAUCCUGCAACGAUGGCAAUGCAGGCCCAGGUGAUAUAUGACUUCAGUGCUGAACCAGGAAAUAACGAGUUGACAGUCAGAGAAGGAGAGACUGUCACCGUCCUCAACCAGAAUGUUGGUGGAGGAUGGAUAGAGGCUCAGAACUCCAGAGGACAAAGUGGGCUGGUGCCGGAAGACUACUUACAGGUUGGUGCGGUGUCGUCCAGAACACCAGAGACAGCUACCUAUCCGGAUGCCUACAGCCCAGAGUCCAGCAACAGCACAAACACUCAGGUUGCUAACGGUGACAACCCUUGGUCUGGGGGAGGAGCUGACACCAACGACACAGCCGGGGGAUGGGACACCCAGGGAUACGCACAGACUCGACAGAAUGCAGGUGAUGAUGACGAUGAUGGUGAGUGGGAUGAAGAGUGGGAUGAUGCCAGAUCAACAGGGGGUUAUGGAGAAACUACAGGGGAGGAAGGAGAGGCGACAGGCCGCAACACACACACACACAUGAAGAUGUCUCUCAACAAGUUUGCGUUCUCUAAGAUCCCCAACCCAGAGGUGUACCUGCUGGCUAAACUACCACCCAAAGGCAAAGACAGACUGGCCAUCUAUAUGGGAGAUGUGGGGCCAGUGUGGUUGUAUCCCCAGUCUCCUCUUGACUGUGUCGUGGCUGAUCCUAAAAAAGGCUCUAAGAUGUACGGGCUGAAGAGUUACAUAGAGUACCAGGUCACACCCAAUACGACCAACAGACCUGUCAAUCACAGGUAUAAGCAUUUUGAUUGGCUGUAUGAGCGCCUGUUGGAGAAGUUUGGUUCCGCCAUCCCCAUCCCCUCGCUGCCUGACAAACAAGUCACAGGUCGUUUUGAGGAGGAGUUUAUCAAGAUGAGGAUGGAGAGACUUCAGGGCUGGAUGUGUCGUAUGUGUCGACAUCCUGUCGUCUCCAACAGUGACGUCUUUCAACUCUUCCUCACGUACAGAGACGAGAAGGAGUGGAAGACCGGGAAGAGGAGAGCAGAGAAGGAUGAGUGUGUUGGACCAAUGGUCUUCUCCACCAUCGACCCUGAAGCUCCUGAGUUAGACAUCAUAGAAGUCGAGCAGAAGUGUGAGUUGUUCAGUAGGUUCACUAAGGAGAUGGAUGAUGGAGUUAAAGACCUGCUGAACGUUGGGAACAUACACUGGAAACGCUGCACAGGCCCUCUGCGUAAGGAGUACCAGAAGAUUGGAAAAGCCUUUCAGAAUCUGUCAUCUGUCUUCAACACCAGUGGCUAUACAGGAGAGGCCACACUCACAGAUGCUCUCACAGCUGCAGGGAAAACAUACGAGGAGAUCUCACAGAUCGUAGCUGAGCAGCCGAGAAAAGACCUUCAUUUCCUGAUGGAAACCAACAACGAAUACAAAGGGCUGCUAGGCUGCUUGCCUGAUACUAUCGGAGUACACAAGGCGGCUAUAGAGAAGGUGAGGGAAGGGGAUAAGAUGGUGGCAGCAGGGAAGAUCACCACACAGGAUAAAGUGACCAUGGCCAAACGAACCAGCAUCAUGUGCUACUCACUACAAGCUGAGAUGAACCACUUCCAUAGCAACCGUAUCUAUGACUACAACAGAGUCAUGCAGCUCUACCUGGAAGAACAGAUCAGGUUCUAUGAAACGAUGAAGUGUUUGAGCUAA